Molecule: messenger RNA, 956 nt
Organism: Paramuricea clavata
Lineage: Eukaryota; Metazoa; Cnidaria; Anthozoa; Malacalcyonacea; Plexauridae
Source: the annotation of a GenBank genome assembly
AUGUCUGCUAUACAACAGGAUAUCCCUAAUUCGUCUCCACUGCAACGGUCAGUAUUUCUAAUUACUUUUAGUCAAUGCGAUGCUUCUGGUUUAACAAAGCCAGCCUUUGCCAAAGUUAUAGUCAAUCCCUGGAAAUCAUGUUACAGAUCGAAAGUUCUACAAUGGGUAGUGAGCGAAGAGCAACAUCAAAAUGGCGGUCGUCAUUUCCAUAUGGCCAUAAAACUGAACACAAAAUCACGCUGGCUGCGUGCAAGAAAUUAUAUUGACGAGAAACACGGAAUUAAAGUAAACUUUUCGGAUCACCACGACAAUUAUUAUGGGGCAUAUAAAUAUGUAACGAAGGAAGACACCGAAUUUAUUGUCUCCCCUGAUCACCCUGAUCUAUCCAACACGACUGGUCCCCCUAAAAUGUCAAAUGCAACAAAAAAGCGGAAAUGCAAUCGAAAGGCCUCAAAAAACAAACGAAAGCGCUUGUCAACAUUCGAUGUUGUACAAAUUAUACAACAUCACAAAAUUACGUGUAGUUUAGAACUUAUGGCAUUGGCAGCGAGAUGGACAGAUGAAGGCAAGACGGACUUAGCCGAAUUUGUGUCUAAUAGAGGCAGCAAAGUAGUGAAUGAUGCUUUGGAGACAGCCAAAGAACUUAGUUGUGCACAAGAACGUCUUCUCAGGUCAAAGAAAUCACGAAUAGAGCUGUUGAAAGAUCAACUAGGCAAAACCUGUGAGGGCGGUUGUGAUGGUGCUUGGCAACGUGCUGCGCUUGAAAUUUUAGAUAUGAAUGGGAUCCAAAAGUCAGACUUUUCUUCAGCCAUAUAUGACGCCCUAUCUAGAGGAAGGGGGAAGUACCGAAAUAUUUAUAUUUACGGUCCAGCAAAUUGUGGAAAAACAUUUCUAGUUUCACCCCUGAAAAAAAUAUACGAAUGUUUUGUUAAUCCCGCAUCUGGAAAUUUUGCUUG